UGGUAUCAAUAGAUAAAAGAAUAAACAACACCGUUUAUUUUCGGCCAAGAUGAAGUGAACCACCAUCGUCGUCUCUGAAACCCAACUAGAACCCUAAACCAAACGAAAACGGCGCCAUCACUUUUCACUCCUCCGAUCAAUUCGUCUACAUUCCCAGGCAGUGAGUGAACUUUGCGAGCUGAAAUGACGAGAGCUUACAGUGUAAAGGGGAAGAAGAGGAAGAACAAGGACGUUGUUGAAAAGUACCACCGUGAAGAUAAAGAAGUUGCAGAUGAAGAACAAGUUCAACCAAAGAAACCAAAUCUUCAGAAGGAAGAAGAACCAACACAAACACCAACACCAAAAAUAACAGAGGAAAACAAUAAUAACGAACUUGUUGGUAUCCCAAUUGCUCCUCCAACUGAAAACAACAGUGAGAAACCAGGUGUUAUAUUUAUUCUCGAAAAAGCUUCUUUGGAAGUCGCUAAAGUCGGCAAGACUUAUCAGCUUUUGAACUCGGAUGAGCAUGCUAAUUUCCUCCGCAGACAGAAUAAGAAUCCUAAUCAUUACAGACCCGACAUUUGUCAUCAGGCACUUCUAUCUAUUUUAGAUAGCCCACUGAAUAAAGCUGGGAGGUUGAAAGUGGUAUACAUAAGGACUGAAAAAGGUGUUCUCAUAGAGGUUAAACCCCAUGUUCGUAUUCCAAGAACAUUCAAACGGUUUGCUGGUGUCAUGUUGGAACUGCUUCAGAAAUUGAGUAUACAUGCUGCUGGCAAGCGUGAGAAACUUCUCCGCACAAUAAAAAACCCCGUAACCCAAUAUUUGCCUAUCAACUCGCGGAAAGCAGGUUUAUCUUUUAGUUCAGAGAAGCUGGUAAAUAUGAAAGACUAUUUGUCAACAAUUCCAAGCAAUCUGGACCUUGUCUUUGUGGUAGGAGCAAUGUCACAUGGGAAGAUUGAGACAGAUUACACAGAGGAUUAUAUAGCUGUUUCUGGGUACCCUUUAAGUGCUGCUUACUGUAUUGCAAGGAUUUGUAAUUCCAUUGAGGGAAAGUGGAACAUAUUGUGAUUUAGCUUCUUCUGUUUAUGCUGGAUGGACAAUAUAUUUGUUUGAAGAGCAUAUUCACUUUAUGUAAUAUUUACGGAUAGGUAGGUCUAUGUGUCAUAUAGGGAAUCAAAGUGUGAGCACUAGGCCUUGAAUAUUUGUGGGUAUGUUUUUAACUUUGUAUUCUAACUUAUCUCUAUAUUGUUCUACAUCA
Messenger RNA from Trifolium pratense (red clover), 1237 nucleotides. Its product is annotated as ribosomal RNA small subunit methyltransferase nep-1-like. NCBI's taxonomy places the organism in Eukaryota, Viridiplantae, Streptophyta, Magnoliopsida, Fabales, Fabaceae. Gene Ontology annotation, biological process: rRNA base methylation. The transcript has 8 exons. The coding region runs from base 184 to 1047 and encodes 287 amino acids. Gene Ontology annotation, molecular function: rRNA binding; rRNA (pseudouridine) methyltransferase activity. Gene Ontology annotation, cellular component: small-subunit processome; nucleolus. The record is from RefSeq and is a predicted model, not a curated record.